AUGAUCAAGGCCGUGCUGAUCAUCAACAAUCAAGGGAAGGCUCGUUUCGCACGCUUCUACGCGAACAUCGUAAGCCCGUCGCGAAUGUCCAGGUUCGGCAAGAACAUCAAGCUGGUGUACCGCACGUUCGCUACGCUCUACUUCAUCUUCCUCAUUGACAGAGCCGAGAACGAGCUGGCUGUGCUGGACCUUAUCCAUGUGUUUGUGGAGUCGUUGGAUCGCUGCUACAAGAACGUGUGUGAGCUGGACAUAGUCUUCAACUUCACCAAGGUGCAUCAGAUUCUGAACGAGAUUGUGAUUGGAGGGCAGGUGCUAGAGGUGACAGUGGAUGAGGUGCAUCGAGCCGUGCAGGAGAUAGAGAGGCUUGAGCGGAAGCCAGACACGCCAGCAACACAGCUGCGGCCCAGGGGCGCUCCUCUGCUCUCCUGA
Closterium sp. NIES-65 is the source of this 429-nucleotide messenger RNA. The record is from the annotation of a GenBank genome assembly. Lineage: Eukaryota; Viridiplantae; Streptophyta; Zygnematophyceae; Desmidiales; Closteriaceae.